This is a messenger RNA of Racocetra persica, 300 nucleotides long. Lineage: Eukaryota; Fungi; Glomeromycota; Glomeromycetes; Diversisporales; Gigasporaceae. The record is from the annotation of a GenBank genome assembly.
AUUUUGGAUACUGAGGCAAAGGAAGAACCAUGUGACAAUGUAUCUUCUGAAGUAUCUGAAUUUGAGCAAAAUGAUGAAAAUGAUGAGGUUGAUGCCAUUCAAAUCAUAGAACAAGGUUUAAUGCAAGAAUUGUCCCAGAAUACCCUUGGCAUUGAAAUUAAUGAGUCAUAUAUUCAAAAAUUCGAUAACUUGGUCCCAGGUUCAGUACAAAGUUUAUCAUAUUUGUUUAAUAAAGCAGUUAUAAAGGGUCAAGAAGAAAUUUUAUGUUGGUAUUAUUAUUCCUUUGAGUUUGAAAAUAGA